Branchiostoma belcheri (Belcher's lancelet) is the source of this 3056-nucleotide messenger RNA. RefSeq names its product tetraspanin-18-like. The transcript has 11 exons. Gene Ontology annotation, cellular component: membrane. The record is from RefSeq and is a predicted model, not a curated record. The coding region runs from base 326 to 1111 and encodes 261 amino acids. NCBI's taxonomy places the organism in Eukaryota, Metazoa, Chordata, Leptocardii, Amphioxiformes, Branchiostomatidae.
CGUUUGGCUGCCACCAGGUCCUUCAAAGCCGGACACUUCAAAACAGUCGGCGCGUUCAAGGCACGCCCAGAAUAUUUAUCGGGACACCUCAAGCCAGAAAGAGUCAACAGACUGACUGAAAGAAGGUCAUUAAGUGGAUCCGGUGUGAGGAGUCUGUUUGGUGGUACCUGUGAGUUCCUGUCAUAGAUCACCAAGGAAGAGCACACCAUUAUCUAAGGUAUCCAGGAGAGCUGAUUUUAUCAACUGCUGUUGGACUUUACUAAACCACUGAAGAGCCAAUCACACUACAGCAUUUUGAUCAGGUGACGUCGGAGGACCAAUCACCAUGGACUCAGAAGGAGGCUGUUAUAACUGCAUGAAGUACCUGUUGUUUGUCUUCAACCUGCUUUUCUGGCUAUCGGGAGCAGCCCUACUGGGGGUGGGGAUCUGGGUCAUUGUGGCGCAGCAGAGUUUCAUCACGCUGGUCGGGGACAACCCGCUCUUCAUCACCGGCGCGUACAUCCUUAUCGGGGUCGGCGCCUUCGUGUUCUUCGUCGGCUUCCUGGGCUGCUGUGGAGCCAUCAAGGAGAGCAAGUGCAUGCUCAUCCUGUUCUUCAUCCUCCUCCUGUUGAUCUUCGCGGCCGAGAUCGUCGCCGCCGUGCUGGCUUUCAUGUUCAGAGCUAAGACGGAGCAGGUUUUGUCAGACAUGAUGAAUAAGACCCUGCAGGAGGACUACAAAGGACCCAAGGCUCAGGACCCCACAUCUGCCGCAUGGAACUACGUUCAGAUCAUCUUUGGGUGCUGUGGUACAACAGGUUACCAGGACUGGCUGACAUCUAACUGGGUGCAGAACCAGGGACAGGGCACGCGGAUGAACUUCCCGUCCUCCUGCUGCGUCAGGGACAAAGCCUCGCUCGACAACAAGCCCACGAACGAGACCGCCUGCUUCGCCGAUCCCACCAACUCCGCGUACAUGAACGCCGGGGGGUGUUUUGAGAAGAUGAAAUCAGAGUUCCAAGAGAAGAUUCUCAUCAUCGCUAUCGUAGGAAUUGCCAUCGCGGCAGUCAUGAUCCUUGGCAUGGUGUUCUCUAUCUGUAUGGUGCGGAACAUGGAGGAAAACACCAGGAUGUAGAUGUUUGUGAAGCAGUAUCUGUGCCUUGUGAACAAGUGGUCAUGUUUACUGUAACCUCUACCAAUCACACUGAACCGUCCUGUACCGAACCUGCUGUCACAGAAUAAGGAGCUUACUUUCCAACCAAGGCUUAAAAACUCUCAUGGAAAAUACUAGUCUAAGUUUGUCUAAAUUUGUUGUUCCAAAUGGCUUUAGUACAGAGGAAUGAAUUGUUGAGUGCUAGUGUUAUGGUACCUUUCUAUGCACAUGUGUUCACUGAGAAAUUUGACAAAGUUAUUUCUGCUGUUCUUUGUGAGAUGGUGAACACAUCUGCACAAAAGGUACCAAGUAUUUAGUACAACAAUACAGUUGUACCUGAUAUUAGAAACCUUCCAAUACUGAGGUUUGGCUUGCUCAAAUCAACAGUUUGGAAAUGUGUAUGACAAACUCUUUGUGCCAUAGCUAGGCUAGGGUUCUUAUUUUGUUCAGUUGUACUUUUCAGUUGCAUUCAUUGGUUUCAUUGAUAUUUACAUUAUGAAGCAAAAUUCCCCUGGCUAUUUUGUUGAGCCAAAUCAUAUUUUGAGAAGCAUAAUCAUGACCUGUGAAAUGAUAAAAGUUUUCCAGCAAAAUCUAUUGAAAAGUUAUCAUGCAUAGCAAAUAAGGUACAGAAAAGUUACAUCAUACUUCUCUUUUUACUUUGUUUAGAUUUUUGAACAUUUUUUCUGUUUUUAUGUUAGCUAAAAUCUGUGAAUUGGCUGCCAAACAACCUCCCUUUGAAACCUCUAUAAAAGAAGUAUUGAAAAUUUAGAAAUCAUGUUUCUAAAACUAUACAUUCUUGUCAUAAUUAGCAUAAUUGUAUAAUAGACAAUGUUAACAUUAAUGAUAACUUGUAUUUGUGUGUAUAAAAUUUGUGACAAAUCAUGGUUGAAACAUUUUGUUUCUUAGUGGUGUUAACACUAAGAUAGUGAACUUAAAUUGAUUUUGAAAUGUCUUAAAUUACUAAAUUUUAGCCUAUUAUUGGCUAUGUGGAAAGAUAUUAUGAUGUUUAUCAUAAUUAUGAGUGUGAAAUUACUUUUAGCAGAGUACUGUAUUACCUCUUUGGAGCUGAGUCCAGCAUAUAUACCUCUAUUGGAGCUGACUACUGAUACUUCUCACACAUUUUGUUGCAAGUCUUUCUUAGUUAACUACCUGCUCAAAUCAACACAGAGAAAAAUAACUUCCACUCAAGCUUGACACAACACUUGGAAGUCAAGAAACUUUCUGCCAUUUUUAAGUUACUCCUUGUUACACCCCACUUAAAUAACAAUACAACAUGAUCCAGCGAAGUUGAAUGUAUGUAGCCCUUAUUGUGUUGAAAAUAUUGUAAUAAUUGUGAUGAAGAAAGAUGAUACAGGAAAAUAUUCAUAUUUGGCAUUACACAUUGCACACCUCGGUUACACUACCAAAACUACAUUUACUAUGAUGGCAAAACUGUAUUUACAUAUCUUUGUAUUGUGUUGUUUUAUGCCAAAGUACUGUCAUAUCAACAUUAAGUUUUCCCAUGUUUCAAUUCAGUUUGAAAACUUUUUUCUGGUUUUGAAAAGUACUCAGAACUCAUGGUACUGAAAGUGACACUACAGUGUGUGCUACUUUCCCAUUAUAGGGGAAAACAGAACCCUAUCAUAUCAGUGUACCAACUUCCCUUUACACAGACACAUUACAAAUAUCACUGCCUACAUAAAAUCGUAAUAAAAGACCUACAAGAAACACAUGGGUUGAACAUACACUCAGAACAAAUGUCCCUGCUAUGUAUUGCUUCAUCCAGCUGUGUUGUUGAGUGGAUUUUUGUUGUGCGUUUAGAGAGCAAAUUUGAUGGUAGUCUUAUAACUGUGGAUAUAGAUGGACUUCAUUGUUCUUUUGUACAAUGUGAAUUUGAUGUUAACACUCUGACUGGAGUCAAUAAAAUUGAAGUGUUGGUUGUCAGUAG